Gryllus bimaculatus (two-spotted cricket) is the source of this 613-nucleotide messenger RNA. Lineage: Eukaryota; Metazoa; Arthropoda; Insecta; Orthoptera; Gryllidae. The record is from the annotation of a GenBank genome assembly.
UCAGUCGCUCGUGGCAUCCGUGCGGGGCGUUUCAGUGGAGCGCGUAGUCGCGGCGCCGUGCGAGAACUUAUUAAUAGUCGUCUGAAACGAGACACGAGGACGGGCUCGUCGCGGGUGCUGGUUUUGAUGUUCGGCGCUUGAGAGCUGGCGACAAUGUUCGUGUCGGCCGUGUGGAUGUGCGCAGUGGUGAGCGUGUGGUGUGCGGGCUUGGCGCCGGGCGGCGUGUUGACGAGCGCGGUGCCCCGCGCGUCCACCGUCGCCUCCGCCGUCGGUCCUGCCGUCGCCGCCACCGAAGUAACGAGCUGCGCCGCCGUCAAGCCCAUCUUCGAGACGAAGAACCUGUCUGUGUUCAUUCCGGACACGCCGGUCGACGUAUAUCCGCGCCUGCUUCUUCUGGUAAGUUGCUGUUUGUACCGAUUGCCCUCCUGGAAACGAGAUAUUUGAGAACGUGACGUCUGAUACGGUGAGCUAAAACUUAAAAAUAUAUUUGUGAAGGUUGUUACAAGAUUUGGGUGAAUUUUGUGCUGUAGGAAAUAGGUAAAACGUAGGAAAAAAUUAAAAUGUUAUUUUCACUGACUUGUAAGUAUUUAAAUAUUUUUAAAAUUGAAAAAAA